CGAACAAGACAUCUCCCGCCCCAUCCGUUGUUCUUGUUGAAGACAGGCGGGAGAGCCAAGUUUGCUUUUCAAGCUCGACUUUGGAGCUUUCAAAUAAUCACAUUCCGGUUAAAAUGGUGCGCACCAAAGCGGACAGUGUUCCCGGGGCUUACAGAAAAGCUGUUGCAGCUUCUGCCCCCAGGAAGUCUCUGGGCUCCCGUUCAGCCAAUGCAUCUUCCUCGUCUUCCUACUCCGGCGAUUCAGCCACUCCUGUAAAGAACAAAUAUGCCGGAGGGAACCCAGUGUGCCAGCGACCCACCCCUACCUGGCAGAAGGGCAUUGGGGACUUCUUUGGUGGUCCAGGAAUGAAGCCCGAGAAGGAAAACCAGAGCCCCCCGCAGCCUAAUGAGGAAGACAAUGAAGAGGCCGCAGGCAGUAGUAGCAUGUCCAAGACCAGCAGGAAGUCCCGGCCAUUGCCUUCUGAGGACGAGGGUGAAGAGGACUGACUCCUGUUUUUUUAUGUUAAACUGUAAAUGUGUAUAUAAUUGGUGACUUGCCUGAUAGUUCAUUACCACAACUUUUUGUUUUUUAAAAAUGAAAUAGUUUUAGUGUUUGACUUUUCACAGGUUCAUCUUGCUUCAUUUUUUCCUACGUACAAAAUAAAAUGCCUUUUUAUAGUGUCA
Nerophis ophidion (straightnose pipefish) is the source of this 662-nucleotide messenger RNA. It is a transcript of the gene pclaf, whose product is annotated as PCNA clamp associated factor. NCBI's taxonomy places the organism in Eukaryota, Metazoa, Chordata, Actinopteri, Syngnathiformes, Syngnathidae. Bases 114 to 485 code for a protein of 123 amino acids. The transcript is spliced from 4 exons. Gene Ontology annotation, cellular component: nucleus. Gene Ontology annotation, molecular function: chromatin binding. The record is from RefSeq and is a predicted model, not a curated record. Gene Ontology annotation, biological process: translesion synthesis; regulation of cell cycle.